Zingiber officinale is the source of this 1428-nucleotide messenger RNA. RefSeq lists its product as uncharacterized. The transcript is spliced from 6 exons. The record is from RefSeq and is a predicted model, not a curated record. Bases 235 to 1170 code for a protein of 311 amino acids. Lineage: Eukaryota; Viridiplantae; Streptophyta; Magnoliopsida; Zingiberales; Zingiberaceae.
UACUUCUUCGUUAAAGAGAAGAGUGACGAAUCGUCACCGCCUCGUCUUCUUCUCCUCGUCUGCUCUCGAUUCGAUAAAUUCCUUCUCUUUGCCCCUCUCGUGCCUGUUCUUAUCCUCUUUAUCUUCUUCUUGUUUCUUGUCCUAAUACUUCGAUUUCCGGCCUGCGCUCUCGGUUUGGAGGUUGCAAUUCUAGUUUUCACUGAUUAAGUUAGAUAAAGAUUAGUUUGGGGGAAAAUGGUAGGUAACUGGCGGAAUCACUCCAAUUUGCGGUCUUUCCUCAGUCGCACAACGCCGGCGGUUCCUGUUUACACUCUCCCGAAGACGGGUUCGCAGGAUCUAUACUGGCAGCCUAUCCUGCAAAGCAAGGUUGAGUAUUUCAAUCUUGUGGACCUCUGGGAUCAAUAUAGUGAGUGGAGUGCUUAUGGCCUUGGAGUACCUAUCAUUCUUGAUAAUUGUGAUAGUGUAGUCCAGUAUUAUGUUCCUUUCCUCUCCGCGAUCCAAAUUUACAGCAGCAAAUCUCAUGCUCUUAUGAGUAGCACAUUGGAAGAUAAUGAAAGGGAAUCAUUCAGCGAUGAUAGUGAGAGUGAGAAAUUGUCCAGAUCAUCCGACGCUGUGUCAGAUGACUCUCUCUCUGACCAGGAGGUUUCAUUGUCAACAAGACACCUCUUGGGGCAAUUGUACUUGCACUAUAUCGAAUAUGGUUCUCCUUAUGGGAGGAUACCUCUUGUCGACAAGGUUAACGAACUAGCACAGAUGUAUCCUGGUUUGAGAACACUAAGAAAUGUGGACAUCUCACCUGCUAGCUGGAUGUCAGUUGCUUGGUACCCUAUCUACCACAUUCCAUCUUCUAGGAAUGUGAAGGAUCUGUCUGCAUGCUUCUUAACUUAUCAUAUUAUGUCUGCAUCAUUCCGAGAGAAUAUUGUACCAGAGGAAAUGGUUGAGGAAUCUUGUUCUACAAAUGUAAGCAAUGUGAUGCAGAAAAAGGAGGGGGACAACAGCAUAUCACUCUUGCCGUUCGGUCUUGCCACAUACAAGUUACAGGGUGGCCUGUGGAUGAACCAUGGAAUCGCAGAUAGUGAACUGAUGAGCACCUUGUACAAUGCUGCACAUUGUAGGCUGAAACAGCUUGGAGUUGAACACCAUGACUUUGACUUCUUCACCACUCACUGAAUGCAAAUCAUGUCCUUGUUUUCCAGGGUUGUUCCACAUGCAACCAUAAACCCUGCUGAAAGUUGAGUUCUCUUUGGCAUUUCUGACACCCGGUUCAGGCAGUGGUUAUGUUGUUUUAUUUUGCUUUUGGAAAGCCACUGUGAGUGACAUGCCUGCUUCACUUUUCUAUCUUUGAGCUCUUGUGUUUUUUCAGUUUUCCUGUUACUGAUGUAUAUUAGUUGUCAAAUUUUAGUGUAUUUUUAGUUUAGUUUCCUGUAA